Molecule: messenger RNA, 426 nt
Organism: Colletotrichum spaethianum
Lineage: Eukaryota; Fungi; Ascomycota; Sordariomycetes; Glomerellales; Glomerellaceae
Exons: 2
Coding region: 1-426 (141 amino acids)
Source: RefSeq, a predicted model, not a curated record
AUGUGCCUCAGUAUGAUGGGCGGGGUCGGCUUUGCAGUCAGUCAUCACUGCUUCUACAGGAGCCUGGCCGGAACGCAGCUCUCGCCAGAAACCUACCACGCCUUCGGGGCGGUGGGCGGCGCCACCAGCCAGCAGCUUAACAUCGCGCUGGGGACGCUGUUGGCUUCCAUGUCCAAGAUUCUCCUCAGCAUGGCCGUGUCCACGGCGCAAGAGCAGCAUGCGUGGAGCGUUAUCAAGGCCCGUCCUUCGAAGCUUCGUUCGAUUGACGGCUUGUUGGCUUCCAAGUCUAAUGUUCUGAGCAUUUUGGAUGCCAGGCUCUGGCUGCGUUACCCACUUUCCAUGUUCUUGUCGCUUCUCUUCUGCCACCCUGACCGUCAAGGCAAUUGUAGCGAGGAGUGUAAUAACUGGACCAGUUCCCAGUAUUAG